AUGCUGUUACAGAAUUUUGCGGAUUUCAAUUACUACGAUAACGAAAUUACAGAUUUUGAGAACGAUUUUGCAAAUGCAUUGAUCGUCCCAGGUAAGUCGACAAGAAAUCUGUACGAUAUUGAUUCUCCUGCUCAACAGACAAACGAUGCAGCCAUAGACUUCAACAACACUUUCAACAGCGGGCUGAACUCAAACUACUUGCUGGCAAAUGAUACACUGUACCCACUGCAGGACCCCUUCGACUACGAUGUUCUAGACGCUGGUGCAACAACAACGCCCGCGACCACGACUCCGUUGGGGGUCAGGAACAUGACUAAUUUCACCACGGAUAGCGCCAUGGAUUCAGUCCUCUCCGCGUCGACGACAUCAAGGUCCGAAUCCCCAGAAUCUGUCGUGUCCUCGGCAUUCUCUGGAGAGGUGCAGAAACCGUUCAACGGGAGUCGGCACUCCGUAUUCUCAACACCAAUCACUUUCAGUAACAACAACGAUUUCAUUUUUGAUAACGACUUCAGUAACAUACUCAAGGAGAACGACGGGGUCGUUAUGGGCAGACUCGCAGAGGACAGUCCCAUCACGAGCAACGAGUCCGAAAAGAGCAGAAGUCCCGCGGGUGCCAAGAAACCCAAGCGCUACAGAGCCAGGAGAAGGGGCUCCCCUGCAGGGGACGGUACGGGCCCCUCGAAAAGAGUCUCUGACUCAAGAUUGUCAGCUGUGGGACUUGCUAAAGUGUUGAAAUUGAAUUCUUCGGAGGAGGCUCUUCAAAGAGAAGGUGUAAUACUGGAUAUCUUCAGGAACGAGCUUCAUUAUCCUCUGGGUUACAAGACGUGGAUUAGGGAUACCACGCUGGAAGAACGGAACGCGUUGAUCGCACAAUUGCAUGAAAGAGUGCACGUUCACUACCCGGAGUACGAUAAGGCCAUUUUGGAAACCGUUAUUAGAAGGGCCACUUACUCAAUGAUGCAGAGCAGGUUGAGAAGGGAGAGACAAAAGAAAAUGAGGGUUCAACAGGGGCAAAAAAUUGCGCUUUGA
Molecule: messenger RNA, 1029 nt
Organism: Huiozyma naganishii CBS 8797
Lineage: Eukaryota; Fungi; Ascomycota; Saccharomycetes; Saccharomycetales; Saccharomycetaceae
Exons: 1
Coding region: 1-1029 (342 amino acids)
Source: RefSeq, a predicted model, not a curated record